Messenger RNA from Staurois parvus, 474 nucleotides. Lineage: Eukaryota; Metazoa; Chordata; Amphibia; Anura; Ranidae. The record is from the annotation of a GenBank genome assembly.
AUGGGCCCCUGUACCGCCUCCUCAUGCUGCUGCCAGGCCCGUAAUCUGCCAUGGGCCCCCGUACCGACUCCUCAUGCUGCUGCCAGGCCCGUAAUCUGUCAUGGGCCCCUGUACCGCCUCCUCAUGCUGCUGCCAGGUCCAGAGUGUGUCAUGGGUCCCUGUACGGCCUCCCAUUGCUGCUGUCUCCAUCGCCACACUCUGCCAUGUGCCACUUUCAGGUCUCCUCACACUGCUGGUGGGUUCCAUUUUUUCAUAGGGUGCUGUAUGGCUUCCCAUUGCUGCUGCCUCCACCGCCACACUGUGGCUCCACACUCUGGUUUUGGCCCCGUGACUGCCCAAAUGAGUGAAGUGUGCGGUGAUUCUAAGAUCGACGGCACUCAUCUGCAUGUCAUACUGACUGACAGUAGUAUUUCUCUUCCCCAGCAGACUCCAAGGGCAUUUAAAUUAAAGGUACAGUGUUCUGCACUAAUAUAA